AUGUCCAACUUGGUACCUGUUCACAAAUCUCUCGAAAGUUCGCUCGUAGAUGUACCACUUCUCAGCAAAGAAGUCGAUGAUUCUGAUGUUUUUGAGAUGAUCCAACUCAAGCACCUGGUAACCCUUUCUGUUCUCCUCAUCGGAGUUGCUAGUCGUGGUUGUUUUGAUGCUGACGACAAAGAAAUUAGUGGAUUUUGUUAUAAGUUCGUCAAUCAAAAACUAACGUUCGAGGAUGCCAGAGACUGGUGUCAUUACAAAGAUCCUGUGACACAGUCAUAUUUGGCCUAUAUUCAAAAUCAAUUUACAGCUAACUUCCUUGCUUCAUACGGAAAAACAAUAUUUGGAAGUACUGAUGCCACAUUCUGGAUAGGUUUGAGUAGAGAAAGAAACUGGAUGCCAUUUACAUGGGAUAACGGAUACCAACUGGGACAAAGUUGGAGUAAUUUUGAUGGUCAAAUUAAGCAAAAUUACGUCGCCGAGAGAGUCUCCAAUGCCAAAUGGACUACUUUCGCAGAAAAUCAAACCAAUUAUUUCGUAUGCAGUUAUGAUCCAACUGAUCCACCGACUUUUGCUCCAAAAACUCCAACAAGACCAACUACAACCACGACUACAACAACGACUACAAGUGGUCCAACGACUACAGAAGUAUGCUCAAUAGAUGAUAGACCGGAAAUGAAAAGAUCGCCAUAUAAACAUCUUCAUCAAACAGUUUGUAUAAAAACUGACAUUAGGAAUUUCAAAAUACCGCUCAUUGAAUCUACAAUGAGAGCUUUCCAAUUAGUUUUCCUUUUCGGUGCUUUGUUAGUUACUUCUCUCGCUGUCCCACAGCGACCAACUGGCGAACCAGCUUCAAGAAGACCACCACCUCCUCCAUCCGAUUCUCCAAAAGAUCUUUCGAAUGCAUCCCGUCGUCCACCACCAAGAGGAACUGGAACUCCUCCGCCACCGCCAACCGGAGAACCCCAAGAGUUUAUCGGUGAUAACAACGCAUCCCGCCGUCCACCACCACCAUCACGUGGCACUGGAACCCCUCCACCACCUGCUUCUGAUGGACCAAAAGAUCUUGCUGCUGAGAACGCAUCCCGUCGUCCACCACCGCCACCAAGAGGAACUGGAACUCCACCGCCACCUCCAACCGGAGAGCCAGUAGAACUCAUCGAAGACGGAAACUCAUCCCGUCGUCCCCCUCCACCACCACGUGGCACUGGAACCCCACCACCUCCACCAUCUGAUGAACCAAAGGAUCUUGUGUCUGAGAAUGCAUCUCGUCGUCCACCACCGCCACCAAGAGGAACUGGAACUCCACCACCGCCACCAACUGGCGAACCUUCUCAACCAUGA
Caenorhabditis remanei is the source of this 1341-nucleotide messenger RNA. RefSeq lists its product as uncharacterized. The coding region runs from base 1 to 1341 and encodes 446 amino acids. Lineage: Eukaryota; Metazoa; Nematoda; Chromadorea; Rhabditida; Rhabditidae. The record is from RefSeq and is a predicted model, not a curated record. The transcript is spliced from 6 exons. Gene Ontology annotation, biological process: innate immune response.